Taeniopygia guttata (zebra finch) is the source of this 10041-nucleotide messenger RNA. RefSeq names its product p21 (RAC1) activated kinase 3 (gene PAK3). Gene Ontology annotation, biological process: protein phosphorylation. The record is from RefSeq and is a predicted model, not a curated record. NCBI's taxonomy places the organism in Eukaryota, Metazoa, Chordata, Aves, Passeriformes, Estrildidae. Gene Ontology annotation, molecular function: protein serine/threonine kinase activity; ATP binding.
AUAAUAAUAGAAAGGUCUCCCCCCCAGCCCCGUUUUUGUCCCCCUGGAAGGAGCAGAGCAGCGCGGCUGCCGGCGGGCGGAUCGAUGUGGAGCCGCUGAGGCACCGCGGCCGGCCCCAGCUCCCCGCCGGCACCGCGGCCGCGGCCGGCAGGACGAGCGCAGCCUCCCCGCGGAGAGGCCAGGGAGAAGGAGAUCCAACUUGUGGAGGGACUUCAGUCUGGGUUGUUAUUCUUGGAGGACUGGGGAAAUGAGGGCAUAUCCUCCCCGCCUUUAGACCAUGCACCUGAAGACAUCUUUCAGGAGGCUGUGAGGGCUGCUGAAGAUGUCCGAUAGUCUGGAUAUUGAAGAGAAACCUCCAGCUCCACCGUUGAGAAUGAACAGCAACAAUCGCGAUUCUUCAGCAUUAAACCACAGCUCAAAACCGCUUCCCAUGGCCCCCGAGGAGAAGAACAAGAAAGCCAGGCUGCGCUCCAUCUUUCCAGGAGGAGGGGAUAAAACCAACAAGAAGAAAGAGAAGGAACGUCCUGAGAUCUCUCUUCCUUCAGACUUUGAACACACCAUUCAUGUGGGAUUUGAUGCCGUCACUGGAGAAUUCACACCAGAUCUCUAUGGCUCACAGAUGUGCCCAGGGAAGCUCCCAGAGGGCAUUCCAGAGCAGUGGGCCAGGCUACUACAGACCUCCAACAUAACAAAACUGGAGCAGAAGAAGAACCCACAGGCUGUUCUAGAUGUUCUCAAAUUUUAUGAUUCGAAAGAAACAGUUAACAACCAGAAAUACAUGAGCUUUACGUCAGGAGAUAAAAGCGCCCAUGGAUACAUAGAAGCCCAUCCGUCGAGCACAAAAACAGCAUCAGAACCUCCUCUGGCUCCCUCUGUGUCUGAAGAAGAGGAUGAAGACGAUGAAGAGGAGGAAGAUGACAAUGAACCUCCGCCUGUUAUCGCCCCGCGGCCCGAACACACAAAAUCAAUCUACACACGCUCUGUUAUUGAACCUGCCGCUGCACCAGCACCAGCUAAAGAAGCCACCACUCCCCAGCCUGAAAACUCAAACACAAACACCCUGUACAGAAACACAGACCGGCAGCGAAAAAAGUCCAAGAUGACAGAUGAGGAGAUCCUAGAGAAACUGAGGAGCAUUGUGAGCGUGGGAGAUCCUAAGAAGAAAUACACUCGAUUUGAAAAAAUUGGCCAAGGGGCUUCAGGAACUGUUUAUACAGCGAUUGACAUCGCCACAGGACAAGAGGUGGCCAUAAAGCAAAUGAAUCUCCAACAGCAGCCCAAAAAGGAACUAAUUAUCAAUGAAAUCCUGGUCAUGAGGGAAAAUAAGAAUCCCAAUAUUGUUAACUAUUUAGACAGCUACCUUGUUGGUGAUGAACUGUGGGUGGUGAUGGAGUACUUGGCUGGAGGCUCUUUAACCGAUGUUGUCACCGAGACAUGUAUGGAUGAAGGACAGAUUGCUGCUGUGUGUCGGGAGUGCCUGCAAGCCCUGGAUUUCCUUCAUUCCAACCAGGUUAUCCACAGAGACAUCAAAAGCGACAAUAUUCUUCUUGGGAUGGACGGAUCUGUCAAAUUGACUGAUUUUGGCUUCUGUGCUCAGAUCACCCCUGAGCAGAGUAAACGGAGCACAAUGGUGGGGACUCCUUACUGGAUGGCUCCAGAAGUUGUAACAAGAAAAGCAUAUGGCCCCAAGGUGGACAUCUGGUCGCUUGGGAUCAUGGCAAUAGAAAUGGUGGAAGGAGAACCUCCUUACCUUAACGAAAAUCCUCUCAGGGCACUGUAUCUGAUAGCUACAAACGGGACACCAGAGCUGCAGAACCCAGAGCGACUCUCGGCCGUGUUCCGAGACUUUCUUAACUGCUGCCUGGAGAUGGACGUGGACAGGCGAGGGUCUGCCAAGGAACUUCUGCAGCAUCCAUUUUUAAAAUUAGCCAAGCCGCUCUCGAGCCUGACUCCUCUGAUCAUUGCAGCGAAGGAAGCAAUUAAGAACAGCAGCCGCUAGCACUGCAGGUCGGCUUUCUGCCCUGCCAGCUCAGAGCAGGACUGAGAACACAAACUCUCUAAAACCUCAACUCUCAUGCUGCGGGACAGAUGGAUGGAUGAGCAAACCAACGGUCACAGUCAUGGUGGUAGGACCACCCCAGUUCCUCAAGGAGUAGAAAAUUAUCAUUUGUCUUCUUCCUGCUUUCUGGCUCCUUAAUUUAUUUUUAAGAUGAAUCGGGGCUAAGGACAGAGAGGUAAUGACAGAAAAUGCUUUGCUGCCUCAAUCAUUUCCAAGGUAAAGCAAAUUCAGUUGGAAGAUUCCCUUCCUUCUCACCCUGUGAAUAAGCUGUACAUUCACUUUUAAAUUGUCAGUUCUUUCUUAACGAUGUAAAGUCGUGUUUAUGGGGUUUUUGGUAUGGUUUGGAAUUUGAGAAGGGCAAUUCUUCAUUCAUCAACUCCAGACUGCCUUUUGAAUACAGCCAACUUGCCAGUUUCUGCCCAGUUGUGGUACUUCUACAUGAGGAAGAAAGUGCAAUUGCAUUUCCAACAAAAAAGGAAUGAAGAGUGGGACAGACAGAACAUCCUGUGGAGACAAGGCGUUCAGCUGGGACUGUGUAGUGGUUUGUUUCUUGCCAACUGGAUUUGUACCCCUAACUGCAAUCUCUUUGCCCGGGUGAGAGUCUUACUCAGCUGAAACAGCAGAACGAUUAGUUGGUUCAAACCUGAAUCUCAGAACAGGUUUGUCUGAUGCAAAGCUGUCAAAGCAAUGUGAGGGGAGAGUGGGCCCAACCAUGCCUGGGGCUGAGCCCCAGCAGAGCCCUGGCAGAGCCCAGAUGAACCUGAGCAUUGGCAGGCUGGAAGGAGGUGCUGGUAGCAGCAAGUGGCAGCAGCCUGGCCAUGGGUGCCUCUUCCUGGGACAGGACUAAUCCUCCUGUCUCAGAGCCAAGCUGGCUGGGGGUUGUUUUCCAGGGAUAUCGUGGCCAUGCUGAGAAAUGCACAGCCUGGUGGGAUUUGCCAUCCUGAGUCUCUGCAGGAGUAGAGAAGAGCAAACACAGCAGAGUGGUGGUGUCGCUUCUGAGGGUGCCUGUUCUUCUCCCAUCUGUCUUGUAGCUCCUGGGAAAGAUUCCUAGUGUCUGCAGAAUUCUCAGCAGAGGGGGAGGGGACCAGACUGCUCUGCAGGCUCCUGCACAGGUGAGCAUCCUUUAAACACAGGAGUUCUGCCUUGGGAACCAAGACUAAUGCAGGGAACAACCUGCACAGUUCAGAUCUGCAGGAGCCAGUGCAGCAGCCAGCUCUGGAAGAAAGCGCCUUAAAACCUGGAGUUGUGCACUGAGCAAGAACAAAGGUGUGAAAUGCAAAGUGGAAUUAAUUGCAGAAUUACUUGGAGGCACCAGACCAGCCUGCUUUCUGCUGUCCUAUGUAUGGCAAGCACUGUGCAGUGAAGCUCUUGAGUUCCUGCAAGAGAUGGAAUUGUGGAUGUGCCUGCUUGACUAGUCAGCAGAUUUGGAAGGGAGCAGAAUACUUUCAGUAUGCAAUUUGUGUUUUAUUUAUUUGUUUCUGAAAGACACAGUGUGGCUUCACUCAGUAAAAGCAUUUGCAUGGCGUAUUUGUUGCUGUAUCUUAGGAGUACAACUCAUGCAAGACCAUCAAAACAGCAACUGAAGCAACAUGCACCCAGUGAGCAAAAAAACCCUCACAGUAAAACAGCUUUCUGCUAUAGAUCUUCACGUUGGCCUGAUCCUGCAAAGGGUUAAAUAGCCUUUAAGGCUUUCGCCACCUUCAUGUCUGGCCAGCAGGAAUGAAGGAUGCUUGGGCUGUUCUUGAAUCAGGCCAGGAGCAUAUCUAGCUUUGGCAUUCUCUUGAGUUGCAGUCUUUGCGUGGCAAAUGUCCUUACUGCUGCUGCCCUCGCUCGUGCUGCCACCGCAGUGUCCUUGGCAGAGGCAACCCUCCUUGAGUUACCACAGCUAAGUAGAAAUUAACUUUUCUUCAUUUCCUGGGGAGCACAACAGGUCCGAUCUUUCAGAUGGCCAAAUAACACACUGAGGGGAGCAGCUCUGGUUUCCUGGACUGGGGGAACGUCGGGAGGAGCUGAGGGAGCUGCCAGGAGCCCACAGCUGGAGCGGCAGUGGUUGACAGGAGCUGGAGCAAUGGCUGCCAAGCUUUACCCUCAUAAAAGGAGCUCCUGGGCAGUGAGAGUGGCCAGGACAGGCUAACAGGCUGUAGCACAGCAGAUGGUGCAGGAAGGUGCACACCUUGCCAGCUUGACCAGGGAGCAAUGGUGUCCACCCAGCAGGCGGCCAUGGCUUCUCCAAGUUUUGCACCCACCACAACCCCUGCAGCAGCAGACAGAGCUCUGGUGGGAUCGGGCUGCCAGCCAGGUGUCAGCUGCAGGCUGUGCCCUGCUCUUAGGCCAGUCCUGGUGGCACCAGCAGCACAAGUACAGCUGUGGGACAUGUGCCUGGGGAGAGGAACUCCUCCACUUUGGGCCAGAGCUAUGCCAGAAAGCAAAUGGGGCAGGAAUUUCCAAGCUCACUGAGCCCCUUUCCAUCAUUUACCAGCAGUCCUGGCUAAGUGGGAGAUCCCAUGUGAUUGGACUAUGGCAAAUGUGACAUUGUUCUACAUGAAGACCUGGAAGGAGAAUCUUGGGAAUUACAGGUCUGUCACCCUGACCUCAGUGCUGGGAAAAGUCACGGAGCAGAUCAUCUGGAGUGCCAUCACAUAAAGAACAACCACAGGAUCAGGUCCAGCUCGUGUGGGUUUGUGCUAACUGGUGCUGCCUGACCAGCCUGAUCUUUCACAAGAGGUGACCUGCCUAGGGCAUGAGGGGAAAGGCUGUGGAUGUGUCUCCCUGGAAUUUAGUAAAGCCUGUGUCAGUGUUUCCCACACCUUUCUCCUGGAGAAACUGGCUGCUCAUGGCUUGGGAAAAAACACUGUUCUCUGGGAAAAAAAAACCUGGAUGGAUGGCUGGGCCCAGAGAGUUGUGGGGAAUGGAGUUAUAUGCAGCUGGGGCUGUCAGUAGUGGUGCACCAGGGCUGGGUAAUGGAACCAGUUGUGUUCAAUAUCUGUAUCAGUGAUCUGGAUGAGGGGAUCAAGGGCACCCUCAGGUAACACCGAGCUGGCAGUGUUGAUGUGCUGGAGGACAGGAGGGAUCUGGACAGGCUGGAUUGCUGGUCCAAGGCCAGCUGGAUGAGGUUCAACAAGGCAAAGUGUCAGAUCCUACACUUGGGUCACAACAUCCCCCUGCAGCUCCAGGCUUGGGAAAGAGUGGCUGGAAAAUGCCUGGUGGGAAAAGACCUGGGAGUGCUCGUUGAAAGCAGCUGAGCAUGAGCCAGCAGCACACAACUACCUGAGAAGAGGUUGGAGCAAUGGGGGAAUCAGUCUCUUUGCCCAAAUAACAAGCAAUGGGACAAGAGGAAGUGGCUGCAAGUUGUACCAGGGUAGGUUUAGAUCGGAUAUAGGAAAAAUCUCUUCACCAAAAGGAUGGUCAAGCAUUGGAACAGGCUGUGCAGGGCAGUGGUUGAGUCACCAUCUCCAGAGGGAUUUAGAAGAUUUGUAGGUAGGGCACUUGGAGACAGGUUUAUUGGUGGGCUUGGCAGUACUGGGUUGAUGGCUGGACUCCACGAGCUCAGAAGUCAUUUCCAACAUGAAUGAUUCUGUUCUGUUUAGAAGACUUUGUUUCUCUUGUGAGGUCCCAUUUUUGUCUGUCAGCUCAAGACCUGUGUCUGUAGGAGAAGCUUCCUUGCAAAAGAGUAAUUUGGGCUGUAGAUGGGCUGCCCUCAAUGUGUGAAGCAUUCAGCAGAAUGAAAUAUGUUUGUAUUCCUGUAAGAAGUGAAGAAAUGAGUGACAGUUUCUGUUUCCAGUAUGUAUUUUAUUUUUUCCUAUCCACAAAAGAACAGACAGCCAUCCUGUAAAAGGAAAGCACUUUGUAAUGGCACAUGUUUGCUGGACAUACAGUCUAAAUACUUCUGUUGACAAACUGCUCUAUUCGAUUGGGGAAGGGGGGAAUUUCCUAUUUAUUUUCUUUACCUAGAAGUAUUUCAGCAUCUCUACUUCAAAAAAAAACCCACCACCAUAGCUUUCCACAAGUUAGCAGGUAUGAAAAAUAAGGAAAUCAAAUGGUAGCUUUUUUUUGUAAUCAGUGUAUGCCUCAGCAUACAGAAUAUUGUUGACACUGACUUUUUAAAGACAGCUGCUGUCCUAAGAGGCCUUACUUUUAAUUUUAUUAAAUAUAUUCCUUUUUUUUUGCAUCAGAAAAUUUAGAGAUUUUAAUUUUAAAACCAGUUCCUGGGAGGCAGACAACAUUCAGCAGAAAUAAUCUGUGCCUGUGGCUGUUUUCAGCACAGACUGUACCUGCCCAGCUGAGACUGUAUGACAUGCAGGGAACGUACCUCCAGUAUCCCUGUGGCUCUGUGCUUGGACAGCCUGGUGCUGAUUCACACUCACUGAUACUGAAAGAUGGCAGCAAUGUUUGUAUCCUCCCAGCCUGGAUAUGAAAUGUAGAAAAGACACAAGUAUUUUUUAAAAACCCAACAACACAAAUCCAGUCCUGUGGGGGGUCAAGUCUUUUACAUUAUUUAAAGGCUCACAGAGUAUAUUAGGACUGACAAUGGCAUUGGCCUUGCAGAAAAGAAAGAAAAAUCCUGUAAAAGCUCUGGAGCCACCUCGGGUUUUCUGGCUGCUAUCCUCAGAUCAGGCAAUUAGUUAUAUAUAUAUUUGAAGUAUUAGAAAUAGUCUGUUUCUGUUACAAAAUGAAAAGUAAAAGUUUCAGACACUUUUAUUCUAAGAUUUUAAAAGAUUGGUUAAUUGUCUUCAUUUUUAAAUUAAACAGUGAAAUACCCUAACCAAGAACUUGACUAUGAUUCCCAUCCCUGCAAUGAAGACAUGUGAAAAUGAGCCAGUAGCUCACUGUGGUUUACAUGUGUUUUGGGACAAAAGCAUGGUAGCAGUAAAGUCAGGGAAGUUUGAGAAGCACAGAAACGUUUAUUUAUUUAAGAAAAAAGAAAAAAAAAAAGGAUAACCAUACCUAUGUAAAACUCCAUACAGCUCCUGCAUGCACUCCUGGGAACCUGCACGGGGGUGGAUCUUACAGUGCUCUCAGGGUUGGAUCCCAAACUUGGGCCGGGGUUACAUUCUCACUUCUUGUGUCCAGUGCUUUUGUAAAUAUAUUUAUUCUUCAUCUUUGGCUAAUGGUUGGCCACUCCACUACACACAAAAGAACUCAAGGGUUUGUGCUGAGUUUCUUUGAGGCCUGUGGCUGCACUUUGGCAGGUCUUUGAGUCAGGUCUUCCCUGUGUCCUGCCACCAAAAAUUAAGCACAUUCCAGUCACCAUUAGAAGGGAAGUACCUGUCUCCUGUCCUCUAGUCGUAGGAAAUGUCACUGUCCUCUAUUGUCCACGCAGCAGUUAUUUCCAGUAUAUAAUCCUUGGUGAGCAUGUAAAUAUUUGUAUUUCUUAGUCCAGUCCUGAGCAAAUCCAGUGAGCAAAGAGCCAGAGAGAGAGAAGAGAGCCUUGUGACAUCUACCAUUAAAGGAAGGAGUCAGUGUUUGUUUUACACCCAGGACAUGCAUUCAGGUGCCAGCUUUGCCUUGCUAAGUGCUGCCAAGUCAGUGGUCCAUUCACCUUCCUGGUGUUCCUGCUUCCUCUUGGACCGUUCAUUCAUGCCCAGAUGUGCAGCAACUUAAUGAUGGGUUGAUGAAGACCUAUAAAUGUUCAUCUCCUUUUUUUUUUUUCCUCUCCACUCCCCAUGCCAGGUAAAUAUCUCCAGUUUUAUCCCAAUUCUUCAGGAAGCAGACAGAGGAUAAACUUUGUUGUUCAAGAGAAAUCAUCCGAGCUUGUUUUGAGUGUGAUUUGCAAUUCAGGGAUCUUUAAAACUUCUCUUUACUUGUGUCUGUCCUUGAGCUGACAGGGUAAUUUUAUUUUUCUCACUGAAACUUGCAGAAUUUCACUUAUCCAUCUGUCUUUGGAUGCAGUUUAGAGGUGAUUGCCAUAAUACUGGAUAUGCAUCAUGCCUGCAAACCAUCCCUGGCCUGAGCCUACCAACAGUUGCGUGUACCUUUGGUUACAAGAGUUAUCUCAAAAGGAGAAAUGGUCUUACAGCAAAGAGGAGGAGGGAUGCCCAUAUGCUCUGUGUGGGUGCCCUUUAGGCUGCCACGUGGGCACAAGCCUGCAAACCUUGUUCUUGCUGCUUAGCAAUUCCCCCCGGCAAGCACUUGAGUUCUGUGAGAAUCUGACCCUGACUGAGGAAUCUGGGGCAAUACCAUUAGUUAAAGUUGAUAAUACUGAAAACUGAUUUAAUUAUUGAUUGGGCAAUUAAUUGAUUUAAUUGCCUGUGAUCACAGUGACUUUGCCCUGCACAGUUUUCAAGCAGACCACACAUCAGCUUCAGCACCUGUGUGUAACAUACCUUCUGCUGUGUUUGGUGGCACCAUGUUUGCAGCUGCACCUGCCUCACCCAACUUAGGGGCAGAGCCAAAAGGAGCAGGGUUGGGCACCAUGGCCUGGGUUGGCAGCCAUGAAUGCAGGUCAGGAGAGCUGUCAGACACGUGUGCACACACCUUUGAAUCACAGCUCUGCACUGGACUAGUUUUGUCUCUCUUUCUGUGCCCUUUGGUCCCCCUGUGCUCAGUGGCUGCUACCCAAGACUAUAAUUGGCACGGAUAAAAUGGCUGAGACCCUCAUUUCUCUGUCCUUUGAGCUGCCUGGUCACAGCAGCCUUUUCCAUAUGGACACUCUAUUUGGAAUGGGAGCCCCCACCUCCGUUCCUUGCAAAACCCCCAGGAGCCCAGGGCUGCCAUCUGAAGUCAGUGCACUGAGGGCUCCCAGAUGCCUCAGGCUGGUGUGACACCACUGCAAAUGGGAGGGAAUAGUGGCAGGAGGUUGUUUUGAAAGGUUCAUUUGCUGCUGCAUGCUGUGUGUGUCCAGCCCUGCCCCAGGCUUAGGGAUCAAAUUCAAGCACUGCUGCUGCUCCCUCUGGAGUCGGUGAGAAUUUGGUUGUUGCUUUCAAUGACAGCUGAAGUGGCUGCUGAAGCAGCAGGUGCUGACAGUGCCCCGGGCUGGAGGGGUCCCUGGGUGGGCAGGAGCUGCCCCUUUUUCUCACUCUGCCUCACACAAAGCUGUGCCGGUCACAAGUGGAUCAGCACAGCAAACAGGCAGCCUGUGAGUCUCUCCCACCUUGUCUCUUGAGAUUUUUGACCUUUGAGCUUAAGCUGUACAAAGGCAACUGCUUUUGGUGCCUCUGUGUAUCCCCACGGUAACCAAUGCUGCUAAAUCCGUCUGUAGCACAGCAGGGGGAAAGGCCUCAGCCCUGCAGGAGCUGCCUGAGCCGCUCAGCCAGCAGGAAGGGAGCUGCUCCUCACGGGAACCAGGAGCAAAGGGCCGCAGCACCUGGUUCUGGGGCAGAGCCCGGAUCCUGGGGGGAACAUUGACAGAGCUAUCCUCGUGCACUGCAGCUGCUGUGCCUGCGAACACAUGGUCCGAGACCUGCAAAAGAAUUCUGCAACUCUUGGCUGGAUCAGGAUGUCACCAGUGCUAAACUCUAGUUUAGUCCAAAGCAACCAGUUUACACCUAUGCUGGUGUGUGCUAGAUUUUUUUCUUCAGGGUAUCCAGACAAAAGUGAACAGAGGAGGAGCCUACAUUUUCAUUGUUUAUCAGAAAUGUAUCUCAUUUUGCUGUACAUUCCUUUUUUAGGACGUGUUAUCUGUUUAAAAAAAAAAAGAAAAAAGAAAAGAAAAAACAGAAAAAAUAUGAACGAGAAAAACAAAAAACAAAUGUGUAGUGAAAAAAUCUUCUGUAACUUUGGAUUAAGAGGUAACUGAUCUUUUUAAAAAGAGAACUAAGUUAUUUACUUUGUAAAUGUGCUGAUGGCAUGGAUCCAUCUUAUUGACCUCAGCAUCCUUUUUUUAAAGAUUUUGGGUUUUGUUUCCAAUAUUAAGUUAUUUUAAAUUGUGGUUGAAGCAAUAGGAAAUUGAAAUAUGGAUUGUGCAUGACUGUGUCUUGAGUGUAAAAAUAUUGCAGUUUGAAACUUGGACCUAAAGUAUUGCAAAUAAAAGUUAUAAAUUCCAA